This is a messenger RNA of Galeopterus variegatus (Sunda flying lemur), 798 nucleotides long. It is a transcript of the gene ASB18, whose product is annotated as ankyrin repeat and SOCS box containing 18. The transcript is spliced from 7 exons. Bases 1 to 798 code for a protein of 265 amino acids. The record is from RefSeq and is a predicted model, not a curated record. NCBI's taxonomy places the organism in Eukaryota, Metazoa, Chordata, Mammalia, Dermoptera, Cynocephalidae.
AUGUCCAGCUCUGAUUACCUUCCUGACUACCCGCUCAACUCAGAUUUAGUGAAAAGAUUAAAGUCCGCCCUGGAUGCCAGGGAUGAGGGGACGGUGCAGGAUUUGAUCUGCACUGAAGUGAAGCCCGUGGACGCCGUGAUAGAACUGGCCAACGACGACUGGAUGAAAGACCCUGCGGCUCAGCUGCCCCCCGGCGUGCUGCUAGGCCUCUGGACCCUGGAGUACAAGCGCGAGCUCACCACGCCCCUGUGCAUCGUGCUGAGGACCUGUGCACCUGCCCCCACGGUCAUCGAGGUCCUUUUCAACUCCUACUCUCAGCUCCACGUGUCAGAGUCCUGGAGGGAGCUGAUACCUGAAGAAAUAUUCCAGAUGCACGAGCCAUUCUACCAGUCUCUCCUGGCCCUGGCCCACACCCCACGCUGCCUGCAGCAUCUCUGCCGCUGUGCCAUUCGCAAAUCAUUUGGCAAAAAUGGUGUGCCCUUUCCUCUUCGGAAUGAAGAGCCUCCUCCUUUGUUUCUGGGGUUUGCUAAUAAGAAGAGAGAAUCGCUCCGCUGGGUACCGCCCCCACCCAGGUCUUUGGAGUGCAAGCGACCAGCCCCGAGAGGGGUCCCAGGCAUCAGCCCCCCGGGCUGGGCCCAGUCGCCGCCCACAGNCGCGGCCGCGCUGCGCAGCAACCUCGCUCCGAGGGGCCGAUCCCGACCGCGGCCCGCAGGGGGCGCGCUCGAGCCGAGCCGGAGUGGGGAAGGGGGCGGGGCCAACCCUUGGUCCUUCGCCUGCAGCUCGGGUCCCGCCCCCUAG